Messenger RNA from Orbilia oligospora ATCC 24927, 576 nucleotides. RefSeq lists its product as uncharacterized. Lineage: Eukaryota; Fungi; Ascomycota; Orbiliomycetes; Orbiliales; Orbiliaceae. The record is from RefSeq and is a predicted model, not a curated record. Bases 1 to 576 code for a protein of 191 amino acids. The transcript is spliced from 2 exons.
AUGACUACCAACAAAUACAGCCACGGCCCUGUCACCGAUGUCACUUCAAGCGAUAUGAGAUGCUACAAGGACCCGGCAGCUCCCAUUGCCUCCACGGCUAAUGUCGCAGCUGGUUCACAAGUUGGAUUCCGUGUCGAUACAUCCAUCAGCCAUCCCGGCCCCUUGUUGUUCUACUUAGCCAAGGUUCCGUCCGGAAGAACAGCUGCUAACUGGGAUGGUGACGGUGCUGUUUGGUUCAAGAUCUGGGAGAAUCGGCCAACAAUUACUUCCUCCUCCAUCAGUUGGCCAUCCGGCCAAACACAAGUCUUCGUGACUAUCCCAAGCUGCAUUCCAGCCGGUGAAUACCUCCUAAGAGUUGAACACAUCGCUCUCCACAGUGCUGGCAGUGCUGGUGGUGCACAGCUCUACCUUGCUUGCGGGCAGAUCAAUGUCACUGGAGGUGGAAGCAAGGCAGGAACUCCCUUGGUUUCCUUCCCAGGCGCAUAUAAGGCCACUGACCCAGGCCUUCUCAUCAACAUCUACUGGCCAAUCCCAACUUCUUAUACCAAUCCAGGACCGAAGAUCUUUACUUGCUAA